UGAGUUGCAGUGCCGAAUCGAACGACGAAAUAAGGAAAAAGAGAGAGAAUCAAAGAAGAAAAACGUAAACAAAAGGAACGGCGUGAAAAUCGGAUUAGCUAUGAUCGUGGUUGAUGAAAAUGACCCAAUCGGUGAAAUUGAAGCAAGUUUUCCGUAUCGAGAUGUGCAGUUGAAAAAAGGUUCGAUAUCUAGAGAUAUCUAUGAUAUUUCAUCAGAAGAACUUGGCAGAGGAACAUAUGGAACCGUGUAUUUGUGUAAGGAAAAGACAACCGGCCUUCAGCUUGCGGCAAAAUAUGUAAAAGUCACAUGCAAAGAGGAUCGACGUAACAUGGAACGGGAAAUUGAAAUCAUGAGCGGAUUACAUCAUCCGAGGAUUAUCCAAUUGUACGAUGCAUAUGAUGAUGGUUCAACGAUUGUUUGUGUCUUAGAAUUAAUUCAAGGUGGCGAACUAUUUGAACGUGUCAUCGAAGAAGAUUAUGUUUUGACUGAAAAGGCAUGCACCAUUUUUAUUCGACAAAUUUGUGAAGGAGUCGAUUUUCUGCACAGUCGUGAUAUACUCCAUUUGGAUCUCAAACCGGAAAAUGUUUUAUGCUUGUCGCGAGAAGGUAAUCGAAUUAAACUUAUUGACUUCGGCAUGGCGCGCAGAUAUGAUCCCACCAAACAACUUCAAAUUUUAUUUGGAACCGCUGAAUUUGUCGCUCCAGAAAUCGUGAACUUCGAUGCGAUAUCGUAUUGCACUGACAUGUGGGCGGUUGGUGUAAUUUGCUACGUUCUUUUAUCCGGAUUAUCCCCGUUUAUGGGCGAUACAGAUAUAGACACCAUGACAAAUGUUACACUUUGCAAGUACAAUUUCGACGAUGAUGCAUUCAAUCAGGUGUCGGAAUGCGCCAAAGAUUUUGUUCAACAACUUCUCCAGAAAGAGGGAACCAAACGAUUGACGACGCAGGGGGCUUUAAAUCAUCCAUGGUUGAUUGAUUCAGCAUUCAAUACGGAAUUGCAUGUGACAAAAACCAAACUAAAGCGAUAUGUUAUUAAAAAACGGUGGAUCAAAGCGGUCAAUACGAUAAUUGCGCUACGGCGGAUGGGCGCCAAAAUUGAUUUAGAUUUAGUUUAAUUACACUGAAAUGCCAAAAGAAACAACAACGACAGCCACCAAAAAAAAAAGAAAAUAAACCAAUCAAUUUAGCCAAAAGGAAAAUGUUCAAUAUUUAAAAUUAACUGGUGUGAAUUGCAUUGUUUAUCCAAUGAGUCAUGUAUUUAUUACUUAUUAUUACCAUCGUUCCGAUUUCAAUAACCGAAUUAAAUGAAUUGACAGAAGCAAAAAAAAAAAAA
Molecule: messenger RNA, 1332 nt
Organism: Sitodiplosis mosellana (orange wheat blossom midge)
Lineage: Eukaryota; Metazoa; Arthropoda; Insecta; Diptera; Cecidomyiidae
Product: myosin light chain kinase family member 4-like
Exons: 6
Coding region: 101-1114 (337 amino acids)
Biological process (GO): protein phosphorylation; intracellular signal transduction; positive regulation of apoptotic process
Cellular component (GO): nucleus
Molecular function (GO): ATP binding; protein serine/threonine kinase activity
Source: RefSeq, a predicted model, not a curated record